Molecule: messenger RNA, 1169 nt
Organism: Vespula vulgaris
Lineage: Eukaryota; Metazoa; Arthropoda; Insecta; Hymenoptera; Vespidae
Gene: CSN8
Product: COP9 signalosome complex subunit 8
Exons: 4
Coding region: 297-755 (152 amino acids)
Biological process (GO): protein deneddylation; COP9 signalosome assembly
Cellular component (GO): COP9 signalosome
Source: RefSeq, a predicted model, not a curated record
GAACGGUUAUGUAUUUCUUUGUGAUCCGUGUCAGUCUUUGGCAGCUUCAGCUGUUAAAGAAUUUUCUUUAACGUUACUUGAUUUCGAUGUUUCAUAGAUUCCUUCAUAUUUUGUUCGAUGAGUCGUUUUUUUCUCUAAGAAAAUAACGAAGCUUCAUCAUGGUGCUAAACGAAGUUGGCAAAUUCCUUCUCGAGUUGGAGAAAGCCGAAUUAGAGGUUAGCGCAAUUGUGUGUCCAAUUUAUUAAUAGGCACCUGCUGGGGUUGCGUCGGCACAAACUUAUGCUCAACUGUUGGCUAUGUAUCUUUACCAGAAUGAUUUAUGCAACGCAAAGUGCUUGUGGAAACGAAUACCGUCGAAUCUGAAGGAUGCUAAUUCGGAAUUGGGCCGAAUAUGGGCGGUAGGAAAACACAUGUGGCAACGGGACUGGCCCGCGGUGCACGUAGCUCUCAACGCGGAUUGGAGCGAGGACGUUUCCGGGAUCAUGACUGCUCUGAAAGAUAGCGUUCGCGAGCAAGCGAUGACGCUGAUAUCCAAGGCUUACUCGUCGUUAGGUUUGACGGUGCUCGCAUCUAUGACGGGUCUCGCAUUGGAAGAGGCUCAACAGGCGGCGAUGGAAAGGGGCUGGAGCAUAGACGGGACGAUGGUCCAGCCGGUUAAGAUCGACAAGGAACAAAGCACCUUCACCAACGAGAUCUGCCUGACGGAGGAUCAGCUGAAAAAGCUCACGCAAUUCGUCUCCUUCUUGGAGAACUAACCAAGUGCCGAACUAACGCGAAAGAGAGAGAAUCGAUCCGUUCGGUACUCUAAGCCUUUAGCUUUUACAGCGUAAUCGUAUUACAUAAACGAGGAAGUGCGCGUCAAAGGAACGCAACGCGUCAAAAUAUCUCCGUACCUCCAUCCUCUAGAAAUAUUAUGUCACCGUAUCUACCCACGCUGUCGAUGUUCGUUCGAUCGGAAGAACGUGCACGGUGUCGGACGUGCGAGGAAGCUCUUUUUAGUUCGAUCACGAUCGAUCGACCAUCGUCCACGAUAGCGACACUUCUUUUUUUGUGCGAAAUCGACUCUCGAGUGUUUUUUCUUUUCGUCUCCUUUCUUUUCUAUUCUCUCAUCCUCCUUUUCCGUCGAAAGAAAGAGCAAUAAAAGUAUCGCGAAGCGUAAAUAUACCCGA